CAUUCCCCUAGAUAACCACCAUCAAUUCAAGUUCUAACCAACUCAUCAAUAACAACAACAAACAACACACAACAUGUAUGCUUCUACUUCCUUCACUUCACAGCUUAUCCAUGAUCUUCUUGUGGAAAAUUCCCCACACACAAGAAAGCUACUUCUUCAAUUUCCAAUUGAUCACCAUCAAAUUCAAUCACCCACCUCUUCACCUUCCAUGAUGAACUCAUCAACAACAGAUUAUUCAUACCUCGGAAACCGCAAAUUCGACGCGAACGUUGUGAUGAUACUUGCUGUCCUGUUGUGUGCUCUGAUCUGCUCACUGGGGUUGAACUCCAUCAUAAAGUGUGGGUUGAGAUUCUCCAACAUAGCCAUCAACGAUUAUAGCGGGACCAACAACCAUAGCGCCUCGCCUCGAUCGGCCAGCAAAGGGAUCAAGAAGAAAGCUCUUAAGAAAUUCCCCACAAUGAGUUACACAGCAGAGUUGAAACUGAAACUCCCUGGUUUGGAUACAGAGUGUGUGAUUUGCCUCUCAGAGUUCACAGACGGAGAGAAGGUUCGUGUUUUGCCGAAAUGCAACCAUGGUUUUCAUGUUCGUUGCAUUGACAAGUGGUUGAGUUCACACUCUUCAUGCCCCAAGUGCAGACAGUGCCUUCUUGAGACUCAAAAGGUUGUUGGGUCAUCACAAGUACAACCACAACAACAACUAGAAGCUGUGUUGCCAGUGCCAGAGGUCGUUAUAAGGAUUGAACCAUUAGAGCCAGAAGGUGUGGAACGUAGCUAUAGAUGACCAAACCAAUCGGAGCUAUGAUCACAUUGUGGUGUUUUAAUUUAUUUGUUGCUGAAUUGAGCUAGUUCAAAUUUAUUGUUGGUUUAGUUGCUUUACCAAGACCCCAAGUGUAAAUUAAAGUAGUUCAAAUUUUAAGGUUGCCAUUAUUUUUCAGGAGAAAUGCUAGAUGAAGUAAACUUAUCAUUACCAACUUUGAAA
Lotus japonicus is the source of this 979-nucleotide messenger RNA. RefSeq names its product RING-H2 finger protein ATL78-like. The record is from RefSeq and is a predicted model, not a curated record. Gene Ontology annotation, molecular function: transferase activity. The transcript has a single exon. Gene Ontology annotation, biological process: protein ubiquitination. The coding region runs from base 74 to 781 and encodes 235 amino acids. NCBI's taxonomy places the organism in Eukaryota, Viridiplantae, Streptophyta, Magnoliopsida, Fabales, Fabaceae.